AUGGCGAGCAACAGCCUGAUUCCGGUGCUAGUCGCCAUGAUGCUCUUGACCGGCGUUUGCAACACCCUGCUCACCAAGUAUCAGGCAGGUCGCUGUGAUGACGCGCCAUCACAGUUCUCGAGCUAACGCAGACGUUCAGGACAUGCAAUGUGUCGCCGACUGCGAUACGAAGCGCCCUAAGCUGUUCGAACAGCCCGUGCUACAGACCCUCCAGAUGUUCGUCGGUGAAGCGGGUUGCUGGCUCGUCGUGUUUCUGCAAUACCUGUUCCAUCGCAUGAGACGAGUUUCGAAUACCACGCCCAUUGACGAAAUCGAAUACGAACGUGUGGGAACAGUAGAUGAGGCAGAAGAUGGGGAAGCUGAGGGAGACGUGACCUCUUCACAGACGCUCGUAGAUCCGACAAACAUCAUAGCCAAGCCGGCCUUGGACGCUGAAGCUGAGAAUGGACAACGACAGCCACUGACGGGGUGGAAGGUGCUGUUACUUGCACUCCCGGCGAUAUGCGACAUCUGCGGCACAACCCUGAUGAACGUCGGCCUUUUGUUUGUGGCGGCUUCUAUCUAUCAAAUGACUAGAGGUGCUCUUGUGCUCUUCGUUGGACUAUUCAGUGUUGUAUUCCUCAAACGCCAUCUGGGCGGCUGGAAGUGGGCAAGUCUCUUCAUCGUGGUUUUGGGCGUGGCCGUUGUUGGCCUGGCUGGCGCGCUGGAGAACAAGGAAACCGAGCCAGAACUUCCUGGGCACACCAGCCCCGAUGGCUCAACGGACCUUUUCCACAAAGUCACAGUGCUCGUCCGCGACGAAGUGUCAGCUAUGGAAGCUCAUACCGCCGCAGAGACCGUACUUGGCUUCUUUCUAAUCGCCUUUGCCCAGGUCUUCACAGCAACCCAAUUUGUUCUGGAAGAAAGCAUAAUGGAACGAUACUCCAUGGAGCCUCUUCAAGUUGUUGGCUGGGAAGGCGUUUUUGGAUUUCUGGUCACGCUUGUCGGCAUGGGUGUUUUGCACGGGGCCAUUGGCUCUACACCUGCAGGGAAAGGAGGCUAUUUUGACGCCCGCGAAGGAUUCUACGCGAUGUUCCACUACCGCUCCAUCGGGAUCACUUCGAUACUGAUCAUGAUCUCUAUAGGGUAAGACAUCCUAAUACGCCUAACAGCAGUGACAUGCUAACGCUUCAACAGUGGUUUCAACUUCUUUGGCCUCAGCGUGACGCGAGUGAUCUCUGCCACCGCAAGGAGCACGAUCGAUACCUGCCGAACCUUGUUCAUCUGGCUGGUCAGUCUUGGUCUAGGAUGGGAGACGUUCAAAUGGCUCCAAGUGCCAGGCUUCAUUCUGCUCGUCUACGGAACCGCCAUUUUCAACGAAGUCGUACAGCCACCGACAAUUGCAUUUCUCCGACGCAAACGACAAGCAGUUGCUCUCGGCGACGAGAGAUAG
Molecule: messenger RNA, 1432 nt
Organism: Lecanosticta acicola
Lineage: Eukaryota; Fungi; Ascomycota; Dothideomycetes; Mycosphaerellales; Mycosphaerellaceae
Source: the annotation of a GenBank genome assembly